AUGUCAUUACCCCGCGGCGUCGGUCUCGGCGUUGACGUGGGCCAACUGAUGCAACACCAGCAACAGCAACAGCAACAUCAUGUGCUGCCGGCCGCGUUCUUCUUGCGCGCCAGUGCCGAGAGGUAUCAGCGGACCCCCAAGUGUGCGCGAUGUCGUAAUCACGGAGUUGUGUCCGCGCUCAAGGGACACAAGCGCUAUUGCCGAUGGCGAGAUUGCGUGUGUGCCAAGUGCACCCUUAUCGCCGAGAGGCAACGCGUCAUGGCUGCUCAGGUCGCGCUGAGGCGGCAACAGGCCCAGGAAGAGAGUGAGGCGCGCGAGUUGGGCCUGCAAUUGCAAUACAAUGCCGGCAGCUGCAAUACUGCCCCCGUUUUGCCGGCGAGCGCUGGUGCGACGCCAGCUGGUAGCCCGCCCCCGCACCCGGCGCACGUAGCAAGUCCGACGGGUCUCGCGAUACCCGCGGCCGCCGCGGCGGCCGCCGCUGCCGCUGCCGCGCAUAUCCAACUUCAGCAUCAGCCUGCGGAAUGUGGUCUUCUACCUACGAGGAAGAGAUCUACCCAAGAUGAAUAUCGGCAAUCCAAGGUCGAAAAGAGUGAUGCUGUUAUCGGCUUGAAGCGACCUAGAAUCUCUGAAAACACGACGAUCUUGUCGACUAGCGAUACAGGCAAUGAAGAUGAUCGUGAUUCUGAUUCCGGUGGCGAAUUACGAACCGAUCAUUCAUUAGUGGUGUCGACGUCGUCAGGAAUAGCAGAAUCUGAAGCGACGGUGAGGAAACGCACUAAUAGCCUGAAUGAUUCCGAAGAGGGUAGUCCAGAGCCGGGCUCGCAGAGCCCAACGCACACUCCACCAUUGACACCCGCCUUGACACCGCAAAGGGAGGACACUCCGGCACCAGAAAAUCUCAGCUUACGCAAAAGUGGUAGUCCUCCGCAGACGCAACAGACUUUGCAACCGGUAGAUUUGGUUCAACCUAGGCCUAGUCCCCCACUACCCCCGUUAGCUGCCGCGACGACAGUGCACUUUCCUCCUUAUGCUCCUCUCUAUGGGCCUACGGCGAGUUCGCUAGCGUAUUGCUCGCCAGCGCUCUAUCAGCACCAGCAUCAUCACCACAUCCCUGAAUCGCGGGAAAUUCAGAUGCAGAUGCAAAUGCAAAAUAUUCAGCAGACUUGUGGACUGCAGCUACAGCAGCAGCAGCAACAACAGCAGCAGCAGCAACAACAACAACAACGUUCACCGGUAGAUGUUCUACUCCGUGUAUUUCCCGGAAGACGUCGCGCCGAUGUCGAAGCGCUUCUUCAUCGUUGCAAAGGCGACGUGGUGUCCGCCAUGGAGGUACUGGUCUGCGAGGACAGUCUGCAGCCCAAAUCGGCGUUUUCGCCGCUGGCGGGCGCCUUGGCAUCGGCCGCCGUGGCGUCCGCUGCAUCCGUCUCGGCAGCGGCUUACGCCAGCCGCACUGCGUACUGCACCACCCCGAUACCGUCGACGCGGCACCGGUUCCUGGCCGCGCCUUACACUGGUACCGGUUACCUGCCCACCGUCAUCAAACCGCCCAACCAGAGUCUACAUGCCAAUGGUACUGGCGACGCCUAUCGGGAAACCAGUCCCGAUGAUGCCAGCGAUAAGACCAGUUACUCCGAGUGACCUGACGAAAAUUACGCCGUUGCCUGGUCGUAUUCUUCAAUAAUCCCCUAAUCAACUCUGUUUAGUUUGUGCAUCCUUUGCUCAUUCUAA
Messenger RNA from Cyphomyrmex costatus, 1728 nucleotides. RefSeq names its product doublesex-Mab related 99B (gene dmrt99B). Gene Ontology annotation, molecular function: protein binding; DNA-binding transcription factor activity, RNA polymerase II-specific; RNA polymerase II cis-regulatory region sequence-specific DNA binding. NCBI's taxonomy places the organism in Eukaryota, Metazoa, Arthropoda, Insecta, Hymenoptera, Formicidae. The record is from RefSeq and is a predicted model, not a curated record. The transcript has 6 exons. Gene Ontology annotation, cellular component: nucleus. Gene Ontology annotation, biological process: sex differentiation; regulation of transcription by RNA polymerase II. Bases 1 to 1638 code for a protein of 545 amino acids.